Molecule: messenger RNA, 1054 nt
Organism: Pistacia vera
Lineage: Eukaryota; Viridiplantae; Streptophyta; Magnoliopsida; Sapindales; Anacardiaceae
Exons: 2
Coding region: 191-784 (197 amino acids)
Source: RefSeq, a predicted model, not a curated record
CUUCCUUCUGCAUGCCGUCACUUUUCUACCCCUUUUCCAUUAUCGAAAAUUCAAUCUCACCCUCUUUUGUUAGGUCAACUAUGAAGGCUAUGGACGUAACUUCAACGUAAUUUCUCUAUAAAAACCAACUGUGGAGCCUGACUCUCCUUUACGAAACAUUCUCGGAAACAAAAUUUUCAACACAAAGAAGAUGAGCUACUUUCUCGGCUGCUGCGGCUCCAGGUUCUUGAUCGUGUUCUCUUUGUUCUGUCUUCUUCAAGCUUCGACUGCGGAAGAGGGUAAUGUUAAUGGGAACCUGUUAUAUCAGUUAUCAACGAGGGAGGAGCUAGUGCAAAUGGCUGGUUAUGGAGAGGAGAAGCUAUCAACCGUGCUGGUUACAGGAACUGUUCUUUGUGAAGCUUGUUUGCAUGGCGAAGAUCAACUUCGUUCAUGGCCAAUAUCAGGUGCUCUGGUGACGGUUUACUGCCAUAACAGCCAUAGAAGAACCAUAUCAAAGUCUCAGGCUGUGACAGAUGAAUAUGGGGAUUUCAUGAUUGAUCUUCCUUCACACUUGCAUGCUAUUCCCCACUUGGAAAAGUCAUGUUCAGUUAAAGUUCUUCGACUACCCAGGAACUCACUCUGCAGACCAACUUAUAUUAACAGGCACAGAGGAUUGGUACUGUCAUCGGUUGGGAAUGGCAUCCGAACCUAUGCAACCGGGAGAAUGAGGUUCUUGCAUUCGACAUCCAAACCCUUACGAGCAUGUACCGGUAAAGGCAGCAAUGACAAACAGAUUGCAUGGUGAACAAGCAGAUUGGGAUAUGGCACCGUGGCUCAUAGAUGGCGCUUCAGUCACAGCAUAGAGUUACAAGAGUUCUAUCCCACUCAAGCUGUAUAUGAGUUCUGGAAGUAUAUAUAUACUGCAUACAUGUAUGUAAAUAAUCAUAUUUUGUUUCAUUUUGAGCGCCGAGUGAUUCUAAAUGAUGUUUAGGAUGCUCUGAGUGCUGAUAAUGUAAUCAUUAUUUGUCGCACCGCAAGCUUUUUUAAGAAAAGAAAGAAAGAAAGAAAGAAAGAA